UCGGAUUUAAAUGGAGGUGGCUCGGCACGGAUGAGGCUGAAUUCCGGAUGGGGAUUUCCAGCCCCCCCCUCCCCUCGCCCCGAUCCGAGGAAAGGGGAGAAAAAUAUAUAAAAAUCGAUAUAAUUCGGAAGUGUCCGGGGCGCGAUUGAGAAACCUCCAGCUCGCAGCGACCGGGAGAGAGAGCCGGAGGAGGCGAAUCCAGUGAAUUACAGUUUCAGCUACGAUUGCAGAAAAGCGGCCGUGAACUGGAUAUAGACCUGCGGCUAACUGGAUUUGAUUUAUAAGAGGGGAUUCUGCAGUAAAUGGCUGCUCUCUUCAUAUUGCUGCUAUGGAAAACAGAAUUGUCAAUAGGAUGUAGUCUGAUAAAUAGUGCUGAGUGAAGAUGCAGCUUCAAUAAGUGUGAAAUCAAUGGAAGAUACUUACCGCAUGAAAAGCCUUUUGAGAUUUUUCUGACAGGCACCUAUUUAGGAAACUUGAUCUGUUUCCUUCGGCUGCCCUGUUUUUACACCAGUGGAUACAAAUCAGAUUGCUUCACUGUAGUUACACAACUAAUGUGGGACCAUGGCCUUUCCAAGAUCCAUGUGGCUGAACUGUGUAUGGAGAGCAAUGGUAGUCCGCCUGUUACACAUGGGAUUGAAUGCCACUUUUGCUUUUUGUAUACUUGGAUUUUUGCUUCACGCUGCAGCUGUGUCCUCCCAAAAAUUGGAUGAUACCAACCCAGUGGUGACCACCAACUUUGGCAAGAUAAGAGGGAUUAAGAAGGAACUUAAUAAUGAAAUUUUGGGGCCCGUUAUUCAGUUUCUUGGGGUUCCGUAUGCUGCCCCUCCAACAGGGGAGCGCCGCUUUCAACCUCCUGAGCCUCCGUCUCCCUGGGCAGAUAUCAAAAAUACCACUCAGUUUGCUCCAGUGUGCCCCCAGAACAUUAUAGAAGGCAGGUUGCCUGAAGUCAUGCUUCCCGUGUGGUUUACUAAUAACUUGGAUGUAGUUUCCACCUAUGUACAAGAUCAGAAUGAAGACUGCCUCUAUUUAAAUAUCUAUGUCCCAACCGAGGAUGUCAAAAGAAUAUCCAAGGAAUGUGCCAGAAAACCCGGCAAGAAAAUUUGUAGAAAAGGAGGUCCCCUUACAAAGAAACAGACAGAUGAUUUAGGUGAUAAUGACGGUGCUGAAGAUGAAGACAUUCGGGACAGUGGGGGACCUAAGCCUGUGAUGGUGUAUAUUCACGGAGGGUCCUACAUGGAAGGCACUGGAAAUUUAUAUGAUGGCAGUGUUCUAGCAAGUUAUGGGAAUGUGAUAGUCAUCACAGUCAACUAUCGCCUUGGGGUACUUGGAUUUUUGAGCACUGGGGACCAAGCAGCAAAAGGAAACUAUGGCCUCCUUGAUCUAAUUCAAGCUUUGCGAUGGACUAGUGAAAAUAUUGGGUUCUUUGGUGGUGACCCAUUAAGAAUAACUGUUUUUGGAUCUGGUGCAGGCGGUUCAUGCGUCAAUCUGUUGACUUUAUCCCAUUAUUCUGAAGGUAACCGUUGGAGCAAUUCAACCAAAGGACUUUUUCAAAGAGCAAUAGCUCAAAGCGGAACAGCUCUCUCCAGCUGGGCAGUUAGUUUUCAGCCUGCAAAAUACGCCAGGAUGUUGGCUACGAAAGUUGGUUGCAACAUGUCAGACACUGUAGAAUUGGUAGAAUGUCUACAGAAGAAGCCUUAUAGAGAACUUGUCGACCAGGACAUUCAACCAGCAAGAUACCAUAUAGCCUUUGGACCAGUAAUUGAUGGCGAUGUGAUACCAGAUGAUCCUCAGAUACUGAUGGAGCAAGGAGAAUUCCUCAAUUACGACAUCAUGUUGGGAGUUAACCAAGGGGAAGGGUUAAAAUUUGUUGAAAAUAUCGUGGAUAGUGAAGAUGGCAUAUCAGCUAGUGAUUUUGACUUUGCCGUUUCUAAUUUUGUCGAUAACUUAUACGGAUAUCCUGAAGGCAAAGAUAUAUUGAGGGAAACUAUUAAAUUUAUGUACACAGACUGGGCAGAUCGACACAACCCUGAGACCAGAAGGAAAACACUGCUGGCUUUGUUUACUGAUCACCAGUGGGUUGCACCAGCUGUGGCUACAGCAGAUCUUCACUCAAAUUUUGGAUCGCCUACAUAUUUCUAUGCCUUCUACCAUCAUUGCCAGACAGAUCAGGUACCUGCAUGGGCAGAUGCAGCCCAUGGAGAUGAGGUUCCUUACGUACUAGGAAUCCCCAUGAUUGGUCCUACUGAAUUAUUUCCUUGUAAUUUCUCCAAAAAUGAUGUCAUGCUAAGUGCGGUGGUGAUGACUUACUGGACAAACUUUGCAAAAACUGGCGACCCAAAUCAACCAGUGCCGCAAGAUACAAAAUUCAUCCAUACAAAACCAAACCGUUUUGAAGAAGUAGCAUGGACCAGAUAUUCUCAGAAAGACCAACUGUAUCUUCACAUUGGAUUAAAACCACGAGUUAAAGAACAUUACAGGGCCAACAAAGUGAACCUUUGGUUGGAACUGGUACCUCAUCUGCACAAUCUUAACGACAUUUCACAGUAUACCUCUACCACAACUAAAGUGCCAUCGACUGAUAAUACUUUCAGACCAACAAGGAAAAAUUCUGUUUCUGUUACUUCAGCCUUUCCUACAGCCAAACAAGAUGAUCCCAAACAACAGCCAAGCCCGUUUUCGGUGGAUCAAAGGGACUAUUCAACAGAAUUGAGUGUUACUAUUGCAGUUGGUGCAUCUUUGCUGUUCCUGAACAUUUUGGCCUUUGCAGCAUUGUACUACAAAAAAGACAAGCGGAGACAUGAUGUUCAUAGGAGAUGUAGCCCACAACGUACUACUACCAAUGAUCUUACCCAUGCACAAGAAGAGGAGAUAAUGUCCCUCCAAAUGAAGCACACUGACUUGGAUCAUGAAUGUGAGUCCAUCCAUCCACAUGAGGUGGUUCUUAGGACCGCCUGUCCCCCAGACUACACGCUAGCUAUGAGAAGGUCUCCUGAUGAUAUUCCCUUAAUGACACCCAACACCAUCACAAUGAUCCCCAACACUAUACCAGGGAUUCAACCCCUACACACAUUCAAUACAUUUACCGGAGGACAGAACAAUACUCUGCCCCAUCCUCAUCCCCACCCCCAUUCACACUCAACAACCAGGGUAUAGCCAGACAAGAUGAAACAAACUUUAUUUUUUGAUGGAUUACAGUAGGUGAUAUUACUGAAGAUUACUUGGCUUUCAACCUACAAGACUCUUACUAUUUAAAUAUGGAGGAAUAUUAUGUGAAUAUACAUAUCAAGAACUUUUGGGGUUUUGAAAAAAAUGAAUUGUACAUAUAUCAAAUGAACUUAAGAAACAAACAAACAAAACAAACAAAAGAAAAAAAAACAAAAAAACCCAACUGUUUGCAAUUGCUUGAAGCAGUUGUCCUGAAUGAUACUUUUUCAUUCACAUUCAAGUAUUAAUUUUUUGAAGAUUUAAGUUACAUAAUGGAAUUAGGCAUGUGCAACACAAACAGGAAAGAACUAUGACUGAAAAUUUUAAAAACCUAUAAAUAUGCACAAGGGACACACUAAUGGAAUGUCAGAUAAUUUUCACCAAUUUUUAUUUGGACCUGUUUUCUUGUGUAGACCAUAUUUACAUAUUUGAAUAAGUACACAAAGCACCAAUGCUGUUAAGGCCUUAGAAAGGGGCUCAUGCUGAAAUCUGCCAGUCAAAGAAGUUUUACAGCCUGGCAGGUACAACAUUAUCACAUAAGUGCUGUCAGUAUAAAAGUUGUGGGAAUAAAGGAAACUGGAUAUUUUUAGCACGAUGUGCAUGAUAAUUUAUAUGCUUGGUGGCUGUGCUGCUGAUUAAGCCGUAAUUAAAAUUCUUCUCAUCCCAUUGGAGUUUUUAAUAGAAGCUUUCUCCAUCAAUUGGCACAACCUAAAGAAGUUUUUUAAAGGGGCAAAAGUAAUUACAGUAAAAUAUUUCAUGGUAGCUUCAGAAAAAGAAGGAAUUGCAACAGUUCUUAAAGGUAUUUAUGGCAUUCUAGGUAUACAGUGGUGAACCCUCGCUGAUACGAAUCCCAGACAAAAAAAAUCUGUAUUAUUAAUGUUCUUUUUCCUUUCCACCUAAGUAAUUUCUAACUUUAACAUAACUAUAACUUUAAUGGAAUCUCCUUUGAUGAAGGAUUUAUAAUUUGCUGUGAUUUAGUUACAGUAUAUUUAGUUCAAAUUGGUAAGGUAAAGUGUGUCCAAAAAUUUACUUGCAACGAUAUUUUGCAAUAUAAAAAUGCCCCAAUAUUACCGCUCUGAUUACACCUUUCAGUUUAUUGUUUAAACUCAUGUUGCAUGUUACAAAGUUUACUUAUAAUACUUUAAUAUAAAGUUAAUUCCCUUUUUGCUAUACAUUAGCUUUGCCAUUCGAAUGAAUUCUCUAGCCCAGAUGGCAACAGUGUAGAAAAAGAGGGUAUGUAAGAACGGGGAGAGAGCCAACAACUGGAAAUUUUAAAAUCGGAAUACUACAUACGUUUGUGUGAUUUGAAAUGAAUGUUCUAAAAACACAAGAAAUUUUUCAUUCCCCUGUUGCUUUCCAGUAAUUAUAUACCACGGUCCUUUCAAAAUGUUUGUAUAUGUAAUCAGAUGUACAUUUAUAUAAAAGAAAUAAUUGAGAUGGACUUAAGAGCACAUCCCUGAUAAAUACUUUCUCUCUUACCUGUACUAUAUUUCUAUUAGACUAAAGUUAUGUGAUUUUUUUUUACAUUUUUUCAAAUUACUAGCAAUUUUGAUAGUUUGUAAGAUAAUGCGAAGAACUUUCUCUGACAAACUAACUGCAGUAACAGAAACAUUUCUUUUCAGUUACUCUUUUUCAAGAAUGAAAGCUUAUUACACACAAAAAUUGUAUACUACUUGAUGGAAAAUUACUUUGUACUUCUUGGCCAUAUUACUGGUCACUGAGUGAAAUAAAGAUAAUCUGGAUAACGAA
This is a messenger RNA of Haliaeetus leucocephalus (bald eagle), 4953 nucleotides long. It is a transcript of the gene NLGN1, whose product is annotated as neuroligin 1. The coding region runs from base 562 to 3153 and encodes 863 amino acids. The transcript has 8 exons. Gene Ontology annotation, biological process: synaptic vesicle endocytosis; modulation of chemical synaptic transmission; presynaptic membrane assembly. NCBI's taxonomy places the organism in Eukaryota, Metazoa, Chordata, Aves, Accipitriformes, Accipitridae. Gene Ontology annotation, cellular component: postsynaptic specialization membrane; synapse; cell surface. Gene Ontology annotation, molecular function: neurexin family protein binding; signaling receptor activity. The record is from RefSeq and is a predicted model, not a curated record.